AUGGCGGAGGUGACAGAAGGAGCAGUGGCAGUAUAAACACAGUGCCGAUGCAGUAAUGGUGGAUCUGAGGGGGAGGUUAAGAGGGGCAGAGGAACUGAGGAAUAUUCAGAAACACUAAUCAGCAGCGUUAGGGGUGAAACAGUGAAGCUGUGACGAUGAGGGGGACCGGUUCGGGGGGCUGUGGGAUGCGGUGCUCGAUGGGCUUUCUGUCCCGCAGAGAGCUGUUCGGAUCCCCGCUGCUCACUCAGGACUUCCAGCGCAGGAGACUGGGGGGCUGCAGCAGCCUCUUCCGCUCCGACCUGCUUGCACACUACGGCUGUGUUAAUGCCAUCGAGUUCUCCAACAACGGGGGGCAGUGGCUCGUCUCAGGUGGAGAUGAUCGACGUGUGCUGCUGUGGCACAUGGAGAAAGCCAUCCAGACCCGCACCAAACCUGUCAAACUGAAGGGAGAACAUCUGUCCAACAUCUUCUGUCUGGCCUUCGACAGCACUAACACCCGUGUCUUCUCUGGAGGGAAUGAUGAGCAGGUAAUCCUACAUGAUGUUGAGCGUGGUGACACCCUGAACGUGUUUCUCCAUGAUGAUGCUGUGUAUGGUCUCUCUGUCAGUCCUGUUAACGAUAACGUGUUUGCCAGCUCAUCAGAUGAUGGCCGGGUUCUCAUCUGGGACACACGAGAGCCCCCACACGGAGAACCAUUCUGCCUGGCAAAUUACCCAUCUGCAUUCCACAGUGUGAUGUUUAACCCGGUGGAACCGCGGUUACUUGCCACUGCCAACUCUAAAGAGGGCGUGGGCUUGUGGGACAUCCGUAAACCAGGCAGUUCUCUCUUGCGGUAUGGAGGUUCUCUGUCUCUGCAGAGUGCUAUGAGUGUACGCUUUAACAGUGCUGGUACUCAGUUGUUGGCGCUGCGGCGGCGUUUACCCCCCGUCCUGUACGAGCUGCACUCCCGGCUGCCCAGCUUCCAAUUCGAUAAUCAGGGCUACUUCAACUCCUGCACCAUGAAGAGCUGCUGCUUUGCUGGAGACCAGGACCAGUACAUUCUGUCAGGUUCUGAUGAUUUCAAUCUGUACAUGUGGAAAAUCCCAAAAGACCCAGAAGCAGGGGGUCGGGUGGUGAAUGGAGCAUUCAUGGUGCUGAAGGGCCACCGUUCCAUUGUUAAUCAGGUCCGAUUUAACCCGUACACCUAUAUGAUCUGCUCCUCCGGCGUCGAGAAAGUCAUUAAGGUGUGGAGUCCGUAUCAGCAGACGGACUGUGAGGGGGAUUUGGAGGGCAGGGUGGAAGAUAAGUCACGCUCGCUCUACACCCACGAGGAGUACAUUAGCCUGGUGCUAAACAGUGGCAGUGGCCUGUCACAUGACUAUGUCAGCCAAUCAGAGCAGGAGGAUCCACGCAUGAUGGCCUUCUUUGAUUCGCUAGUACGGCGAGAGAUUGAGGGCUGGAGCUCCGACUCGGAUUCUGACCUGAGCGAGGGUGCAAUUAUGCAGCUGCAUGUUAGGGGGCGCAGCCAUAUCCGCUCCUCCAAUCACGCUGCCUCGGCAGAUCCACCGCCACCUACUGACGCCACGAAUGCUCACCAUAGUGACUCAGACCACUCGUCUUUAUCUUCUUCAUCCUCAUCUGUAUUAUCAGGCCCUGCAUCUGAUAAUGAGAGGGUGGAGCCUGAGGAGAUUGGGUCACAGCGUAUGAGGAGGGCGAGGUCAAGACGAGCGUUUUUGUUUGACAUUGCGAACGAGGACUCUGAUUCCAGUGGGCUCUGGGUGGACCCGUUGGUUCGCCCACGCUCUCCAAGCCCACGUGAAAACUCCAGUCUGAGUCAAACCUCCAGCCCCAGCUCCUCGCCCAGCUCCUCGUCUAGUUCCUCCUCCAAUAGCGAUGAAGACGAGGCGGAGCUUCAGAGAAGCAAUGUACGGCAGCGUAAUGCGGCCAGAAAAAGAAGCAACAUCCACUGGCCACACAAAGACUCUUCUCACUCGCUUGAAAGUGCCACAGAUUACAGCCGUUAUCCAAAAAUUUCAGUUAAUGAAUCAUCGUCUGCUUCUUCCUCUGGAGAAGAAAGCCAGCCAAUCAAGACCAGCAGUAAAAAUAAGAGGCGUGGCCUUGCAUCUAGCCCCGCCCCUGGUCCUUCGUCAGCUGCGCAUGGUAACAAGCUAAAGGUCAGAAGUCACUUCACUUCUUUAGGUCAUAACCCAGAAGUCAUGGAGAGGGCGGUGUCGAGAAUGGGUCUCAGGGUGGAUUCAGGGGCAGAGCUUGAGGCUGGAAAGAGCAGCGAUGAUGAAGCGGGUGUUAACGGAAACACAAGUGCUCACAAUGAGAACUGCGUAGUCUCAACUAUUCUGGAAACAUCACAAGAGGCGGGGCCGGACUCUGACUCAGCAGAAUCAAGGACCCAGCAAACCUUUGUUAGUGUGAAACGGACACGAUUGGGCUCUGACGAGGAGGAGGAGCCUCCAUCAGAAAAAAAGCUGAAAACGUGAUGUCACAGCACAAUCCAGCCUUCUGAUUGGCUGAUAGAUGGACUGGUCUUAAGUGGUUCAUUUAGUAAUCUGUGUGUUCCUGUCUUUGAUUAUUAAACAUGGUCGUGUUGAUAAAAAAGUAAUUUUUUUAGUAAAUAUACGUCAUGUUUUUGAGCUCCAGAAGGGAGCCCGUAUUAUUUUAUAAAUUAAAACACCAAGUUACCAGUUUAUCAGGUACAACUACUAUACAGACGUGAGUGAGCAUUGACUGCUAUAGUUUCAUAAAUAAAGCUCUGCUGUUUUGCAAAUGUGUGAAUUUAA
Molecule: messenger RNA, 2774 nt
Organism: Trichomycterus rosablanca
Lineage: Eukaryota; Metazoa; Chordata; Actinopteri; Siluriformes; Trichomycteridae
Gene: dcaf5
Product: ddb1 and cul4 associated factor 5
Exons: 8
Coding region: 156-2474 (772 amino acids)
Cellular component (GO): cytoplasm; Cul4-RING E3 ubiquitin ligase complex
Molecular function (GO): protein binding
Source: RefSeq, a predicted model, not a curated record